Messenger RNA from Panonychus citri (citrus red mite), 3775 nucleotides. RefSeq names its product gamma-aminobutyric acid receptor subunit beta-like. Gene Ontology annotation, cellular component: membrane; neuron projection; synapse. The transcript has 8 exons. Gene Ontology annotation, biological process: chloride transmembrane transport; regulation of membrane potential; nervous system process. Gene Ontology annotation, molecular function: neurotransmitter receptor activity; chloride channel activity; extracellular ligand-gated monoatomic ion channel activity. Lineage: Eukaryota; Metazoa; Arthropoda; Arachnida; Trombidiformes; Tetranychidae. The record is from RefSeq and is a predicted model, not a curated record. The coding region runs from base 1137 to 2741 and encodes 534 amino acids.
CCUUUUACUCGAGUAAAUUUUUUUACCCACUAACCAGCUUCAUCUUCAGAGUUUUUCAUCUUUCUCUCUCUUUAUCUUCAUCAUCAUCAUAUGCACCUUGAGCCCCUUUUUAAAACGUUUAUUAGUAAUUCCAUUAUCUUAAAUUAAAGAAGCUAGUGAAUCAAUUAUAUGUUGGAUUGAUUGAGAGAUUGAAAUUUAACCAAUAAUCAAAAUGAUUUUAUAAAAAUUUAAGUUUCCAUUUUUACCCUGGUUAUUUGUGUUUUAAUUUUCAUCACCAUCACCAUCACUUUCAACCAUCAACCAUCAACCAUAAUCUACAUUAACAUCCACCAUCCACAUCUUCAUUAUCAACAGUAUAAUCAUCAUCCUCAUCCUCAUCCUCAUCUUCAUCUUCAUCCUCAUCAUCGUUAAUAUAUAUCAUCUUUAGUGUUAAAAUCUUCAAAUAUCUCCACAAUAUAUUAGAAUUGAUCAUUUUCUCCCUGUUCCUUCUCUCUCUCUCUCUCUCUUUUCUCUCUUUCUUGCUCUCAUAGAAAAUUAAAUGUCCUCAUUUAACUUUAUCCUUUCCUUUUGAUACCUUUUGAUGUAUUCUCGCUACAUUAGAUAUUAUAUUAGCUCCAUGGUUAAUAUAAUAAUAAUAUCAUGAUACUGGAUAGUAACAUGAUGAAAUUGAAGAUGAUUAUAAUCUUAUGAAUGAUAAUAUUAUCAAAUUCUUUACUUGUGAUACAACAAUUAUUAACAAUAUUAGUUUACUGUCGGAAACUGUUGGAAAUAGUUUAUUGUUUUCCGUUAAAAUUUAAUUAGUGAUUAUUGAUGAAUAAUUAACGUUACCAUGUUUUAAAGUGAAAAUAAUAAUCUAAAUGCUUAAAUUGACAAUUAUAAAAGGUGAAAACAAUUUAAAAUGGAAACCAGCUAAUUAAAAGUGUUAUGUUUAAAUCAGUGAUACCCUCGGGAUCAAGGAAGAGGUUAAUCAUCUUCAUCACAAACAAUACAAUCUCAAUAACAAUUAGUUAAAUCACAAUUUUGGAUUAAAUCAACAACCCAAUUUAGUUUUUUCUUUUUGCAAAUCAAAGGAGUUGAAAAACCAGCAACCAAUUGAUUGUGUCAAAAUCUAAUCAUCAUACACAAUUUAAUUAACGAUGAUAAUCCGUCUGAUAAGCCAAUGGAUAUUUGUGUACAGUCUAAUAAUCAUGUUAAUCAUGGUAAUCAGGAUAAAUUGUAUCAAUGGUUUAGCUGAUGUUGAUAUUGGUGAAAAAGGUAACGCCUUGGGACAAAAUAUAACUCGCAUUUUGAAUGCAUUUUUUGCCAGUGGAUAUGAUAAAAGGGUACGACCUAAUUAUGGAGGUCCACCAGUUGAAGUAGGAAUAAGUGUUUACUUUACAAGUAUAAGUUCAGUCUCUGAGGUUAAAAUGGAUUUUACCUCUGACUUUUAUUUUAGACAAGGUUGGAAUGACCCUAGAUUAGCAUUUGACCCUCUUCCAGGCAUAAGUAACCUUUACGUGGGUGCUGAGGUAGCCAAGAAAAUUUGGGUUCCCGAUACUUUCUUUGCCAAUGAAAAGCAAGCCUCCUUCCAUGUUGCCACAACACCCAAUAGAUUCCUUCGUAUAGCCUAUGAUGGAUCGGUUUACCAAAGUAUUAGGUUAACAGUAACUGCAAGUUGUCCAAUGUCUUUACAAUACUUUCCUAUGGAUAGACAAGCCUGCUCAAUAGAAAUAGAAAGUUAUGGUUACUCUAUGCUGGAUAUUAAAUAUGUUUGGUCAAAGGGUAACAAGUCAGUGGGAGUUCAAGGAGAUGUGACAUUACCACAGUUUAAAAUUAUGGGUCAUGAACAAGAAUCAGCAAUUGCUGCAUUAACAACAGGCAAUUACUCUCGAUUGAUUUGUAAAAUUAAAUUUUCACGAAGUUUGGGUUUCUAUUUGAUACAAAUAUACAUCCCCGCAAGCCUUAUAGUGGUGAUAAGUUGGGUAUCAUUUUGGUUACAUCGUAAUGCAACUCCGGCUAGAGUUUCACUGGGUGUGACCACUGUCCUUACAAUGACAACUUUAAUGUCUUCAACAAAUGCCCAACUUCCGAAAAUAUCUUAUAUCAAAUCGAUUGAUGUUUUCCUUGGAACUUGUUUCGUUAUGGUUUUCGCUUCCCUCCUUGAAUAUGCGACCGUUGGUUAUCUUGGUAAACGUAUUGCAAUGAGAAAAUCGAGAAUUGAACAGUUAACCAAAUUGGCCGACGAGCAUCGGAGAAAGUGUGCAGCCGCAGCAGCCGCUGCUGAGGCUGCCGCAGCCGAACAAAGUGCCGCACAAGUUCCCCCUCAAUUAAUCUGUGCCACAACAGGAUUGCCCCUCGAUCCUGCUCUUCAACUACCCUGUGGUAUUAAAAAUCCGGUUCAUCAUCAAGGUAAUCGUUGUAUCGGUGGACCACCUCCUAAAAUGGUCUAUGGUGGUUGUCCUCAGAAAAUGAAUCCAAGAAUUUUGGAAGCGAAACAAUCAUCAGGUAAAAUGAUUAAUGAAUCAAGCUCAAUAGCCCUUGGAGGUGGUGGUGGAGGAGGAGGAGGUGGACCUGGUGGUGGACCUAAUCAACCACCGACUCCUGUACCUUUUGGACCUAAAGAUCCUAAUCGGAUGUUAGGUGUAAGCCCAAGUGAUAUUGAUAAAUAUUCUCGAGUUGUAUUUCCUGUUUGCUUUAUUUGCUUCAAUCUCAUGUAUUGGAUCAUCUAUAUGCAUAUUAGCGCCUCUGGUUCACCGAAUUAGUUUCAAAUUGUUUGGAGAGAAAAUUUUCACAAUUAGUUAAAUCAUCGAGACAAUUUGAAAAUGAUCAACCAUAAUAAUAAAAGGAAAAUAACAAUUCGUAUUCACUGAUAAGCAACAUCAAUAAGUCAACUUGAACCUCAAAUUGUUGCCAUUGGUUUCCAACAAUCAAAUGAUUAUAAUGAAUUCUAAAGAGGAGUUUAUUGUUUCCUAAUUAUCAUUUAUCUCUCUCUCUCUCUCUCUCUCUCUUUUGUAAAAUUGAUCAUCUAUUCCGUUAACAAUUAAUUAAUGGGAAAGCAAAACAAUCGAUGAUAAUCAUCAACUCACCUUAAAUCAAAUUAGAAACAAAAAAUUGGAAAAGCAAACAAUUUACUAAUCAUCAUCACAAUUAACAAAACCACAACGUAAACAACAGCUCACAACAAUCGGAUACUCAAAAGCUACAAUUGAAAAGCUCAUAAAUUGAAUCAAAUAUAAAAACAAUUUAACUAAUAGUUAACAAAAUUAAGAUUAACUGUAAUCAAAUUAACAAUCAAAUUUGUCGGAUAAUUACAGUUAUCAAUGUUAAAUUGAGCUACUAAUCCAACAUGGUGGCAACAACAAUUAAAAUCAAUCGAUCAACAAGAAGGAAUUAACAAAAACAACACCAUCAACAUUUACAAAAAUCCUCUAGGUUGUUAUUAUUUAUAAUUAAGAUUAAGACUAAUUAAUUAUUAUCAAUGUUAUCAUAGGAAAUAUGAUUAAGAUACUAUUGUUUUAACAUGAUCAUCUUUUGUUAUCAUUUACAAGGCAACAAUUAAUAUUAUGUUUUAUCCUCUUCUCUGAUCAUCAACAUCGUUAUCAUCACAAUCAUAAUCAUCAUCAACAGUAUCAUCAUAAUCAUCACCAUCAUUAUCAUCAUUAUCAUCAUCUUAAUCAUCUUCUUUGCCAAAAGUUGUGUUUUUUUAUUGCAAACAAUUAACUUUAAUUGCAGAAAACAAGUAACCAAAUGAUUGAGAUACAAAGUGAAAGCUAUUAAAAGAUUGGACGAAAUCAAA